Salarias fasciatus (jewelled blenny) is the source of this 1305-nucleotide messenger RNA. RefSeq names its product tropomyosin beta chain. NCBI's taxonomy places the organism in Eukaryota, Metazoa, Chordata, Actinopteri, Blenniiformes, Blenniidae. Bases 152 to 1006 code for a protein of 284 amino acids. The transcript is spliced from 9 exons. The record is from RefSeq and is a predicted model, not a curated record.
AAAACGGAGCGCGGGUCUGCAGCAGCUGCUAUUCCAGCCCGGCGCUGCUCACACACUCUGCCUCCGUCUCCGUCUCCGUCUCCGUCUCCGUCUCAGACCACCGGCCGUCCCCGUCUCCGUCUGCCUCUCCCAGCCCACACCCGCAGCAGCCAUGGAGGCCAUCAAGAAGAAGAUGCAGAUGCUGAAGCUGGAUAAGGAGAACGCCAUCGACCGCGCGGAGCAGGCCGAGGUGGACAAGAAGGGAGCCGAGGACAAAUGCAAACAGCUGGAGGAGGAGCUGCUGGGUCUGCAGAAGAAGCUGAAGGGAGUGGAAGAUGAGCUGGACAAAUACUCCGAGUCGCUGAAAGAUGCCCAGGAGAAGCUGGAGCAGGCCGAGAAAAAGGCCACAGACGCUGAGGCUGAAGUAGCAUCUCUAAACAGGCGCAUCCAGCUGGUGGAGGAGGAGCUGGACCGAGCUCAGGAGAGGCUGGCCACGGCGCUGCAGAAGCUGGAGGAGGCCGAGAAGGCUGCAGACGAGAGCGAGAGAGGAAUGAAGGUCAUAGAAAACAGAGCGUCGAAAGAUGAGGAGAAGAUGGAGAUCCAGGAGAUGCAGCUGAAAGAGGCCAAGCACAUCGCUGAGGAGGCCGACCGCAAAUAUGAAGAGGUUGCUCGUAAGCUGGUGAUCCUGGAGGGCGAUCUGGAGCGCUCGGAGGAGCGUGCCGAGGUGGCCGAGGCGCGGGUCAGGGAGCUGGAGGAGGAGCUCAAACUCAUGGACCAGAAUUUGAAGUCCAUGAUGUGCAGCGAGGAAGAGUACUCACAGAAAGAGGACAAAUACGAAGAAGAGAUCAGAGUUCUCACCGACAAACUGAAGGAGGCUGAGACUCGUGCAGAGUUUGCUGAGCGGUCUGUGGCCAAGCUGGAGAAGACCAUCGAUGACCUGGAAGAGAAACUGGCUCAGGCCAAAGAAGAGAACCUGGACAUGCAUCAGGUGUUGGACCAAACCCUUCUGGAGAUCAACAUGCUAUAGAGCCGGAAGCUCCCAGACUCCAGCCUGACCGCUGACCCUCCGCCCCGCCAUCCGUCACCCACAACAGAAACGUUACAUCUGAGCUCAGCACCUUGCUGCCCGCAGUAAAAUGUCUGAUCGUUCAUUAUUUCUGAAUAAUUCCCAUCAGUGUGGUGCAGAUCACUUGUAGGUUAUUACAUUAGAGGUGUCACUAACAUGGAGAUCACGGAACACUGUCAGAGUUCAGUUCUUUUAUUUUGGAGGGGUCAAUAAAAUGUCAAACUGUUCUGAGAAGCUGAAAUAAAUGCGGUGCUGGGAAC